AGUCUUUACACUGACCGCAAAAAAGGCCUGCAUACAAUUGUUGAUCGGCGCCAGGUCAAAUUUGCAUAAAUCAUAUGCAGUUAGGAUAUGGCUGGCGAAAGCGAAAAGCCCGUUUCUUAAACCAGGAAUUUCUUUCCCCUUUUCCGUCGCGUUUUUCGCUUCCCUUCCCCAUCCCCGUAAAUGCUUUUUAUUUUGUACGCAUUGCUUGCCUUCUUGAGCCAUAGAUGGUACAUAAUAAUUACCAUAUAUGAAGUACCUACUUGUGUUAUGAACCAGUCUGACCGGUCCACAACAACACGUCAUCAAGAUGGACCCUGCUUCAGUUGCAAGACACAGAGUCUGCAGUGAGAUGACUCAUCACGUUGUCCACAGCGUUUCAUCCGUCGAUUAUUUCUCAAUGUUUUAUAAAAUUUCAAGGAUCAGGCGAUAGCCAAGGCCUGGAGUCAUUUUUAUGCUAUGAAUUUUAUUUCAGCUUUAUUUUUUUCGCUUUUAUUGGUCGCUCAGAUAGCAUGCUUUCAUGCUCCGGACGGGAGCGAAGAAGCUUCGAACAUCCCUAAGGACGGCAGACCGGAAUUGUCGGAGUCAUCACACCACCGAUCACACUCUGUCACAAACACAGAAGAUGCCAAGAAUUCAGACUCAGCUGAAGAGUAUUCACCUAUUGUGUUGCAAGAGAUUUCAUCAAGUUUCUCUUCCUCUACAUCAGAACUGGAGGAAGUUGUCACUCCAACAGUUGCCCCUGCCACUCCUAGCGAUGAUAUAGAGCCUUCCAUUACUACAAGUACUGUGAGUAGCAUUAAGCCCCAUUCACAGGAAAACAACUAUGUGUUCUCCUCUGUGAUUCUGAUUCCACCUAGUAAUCCAGGACAGAUUCAGCCAUCAGAAGGUGCUCAAAAUGUUGAAGGAAGCACCUACCUUGAAGCUCUUCCUACCACAGAAGCAGAAGUUUUGUCAUCAGUUUUGCACUCCAACCCUCCAGCUGUAAUCAGCAGUAAACCAGCUCCAACCCCGCCCUCACCUAUGACCGUAAAAGAGGAUGAUGAUAGCAUUACAGCUGCCUUGAACCAAGCAGAGGAAGAGACCAAACCCAAGGAGGAGGAAAUGCCAUCAUUUGACGAAUUCAAAAGGAGAGUUUUGCAGGAGGAGGAGGAGAAGAGCAAACAACAGAGUGCAGACAAUUCCAAUGGAACUGCCCACAAACUUAAACCUAAGAAAGUCAAAGAAAGAAAACAGAGCAAUUACGCAUCUGUGGACUGUGGUGCAAAGAUUCUUGAUCAUAAUGAUGAGGCAUCAAAUGCUGACAGUAUUUUAGUGGAGAACAAGGACUUGUACAUGCUAAACCCAUGUAGUGCGAAAGUUUGGUUUGUUGUUGAGCUGUGUGAUAUAGCCCAUGUCAAGAGUAUUCAGAUUGCCAACUUUGAACUGUUCUCAUCCACACCUGAAAGUUUUCGGGUUUAUGUUAGCAAGCGGUAUCCAACAAGAGAGUGGACAAUGUUAGGAACAUUUCAAGCUCGUGAGGAGAGAACAAUACAGACCUUUCCUUUGGAUGAACCAAUUUAUGCCAAGUACUUCAAGGUAGAGAUGCUAAGUCAUUUUGGCUCUGAACAUUACUGCCCACUGAGCCUUCUACGUGUGUAUGGCAGCAGUAUGAUGGAAGAGCUGGAAGAUCAUGAGAUAGAGGGACAGGAUGAUAAUGAAAAUUCUGAUAGUGACUCUGACGUGCCAGUAUUACCUCCAGAACCUGGGGCAAAGGUUGACGAUGAACCUAAAAAGCCUAAUCUCCUUGAAAGAGCUGCUGAUACUGUGAUUAGUCUUGUCAAGAAAAUUACUGGAAAUGGGCAAGACAAAGAAAAAAGUGGUGAUGACUUAGAGAAAGCGGGUGGUACCCUUGAGAAAGGUAGUAUUGCGCUGAACUUCCCUGACUCAAGUGGUGAGGAGGCUUCCAGUGAGAGUGAAUCCCAAGCUGAAAGCAAGAACAAGAUUGUAACUCUUCUUGUUCAUGAAGAGCUUGAGGAAAGCCCCAUGGACAGCAAGGCAAACAAUUCUAAUGGCACUUCAGUAGAACAAGAUGAAAGUAAUGCUAAUUCACAAGAAGGGAAAUCUACAUCUGUAAACACCAGCAGUGAAGAUAGUUCACUUUGUAAGGAAGUGGAAAAUGGCAAGCAAUCAAAGACAACCAGUAUUGCCUUAACUCCCUGUCAGGCAUUUUCUCAAGCAAUUGGACCAUACUGUUUGGGAUGUUUCAUGGGACGAUUGUUGUUCUCUAAGAAGCAGUACCAGGAUUUUACAUUUUUAGAUGGUAUCAAUGGUAGGAAAACGGACCUUUUUAACACAACCAAUUCUAAUAGCAAGUCAAGGAAGCAAAAGGAUAAACCUAAUGGAGAAAAGGAAAGAGAUGAAGAAGGAGAAGUAAAUGAGCAGGAGGUACAUGUGACUAUCCAGGAAAAGCUGUCAGUCAAUGAAAUCUCAGUGGAGAAGAAUAUACCAUCAGAAAAUGAAAGCCAAGAAUCCUCUGCCAGUGUCCUAGAACUCACUUCUAGCAACUUGGAUGUGAAGAGUGAAAUCACUGUUUCUAUUCCAUUGAAUGUUGCAGAAACAGAAGACACUUCCUCUAGAAUUAUAAAACCUAGUCAGUCAGUAGCCAUUUUAGUGGAACAGAAAAGUGGAACCUCUGAUACCCAAACCCCUUCUUUAGUGGAAGUGUCAGUUGUCACAGCAACACCUUUAAAUUCUACCCAAUCAUCAUCUACCUCCUCUGUGACACUUCAAAGUUCAGAAUUACCUGUGUUUGAAGAAUCGAAAGUGAUUGUUGUAAAAGAAGAAUCUGAUAUUGGCAAGAAACAAACUGCCAGGGAACCACAAGCACCUGUACAGCAAAGCUUGCUGUCAAGUAGCUUGUCAACUAUGUCGGACAGCGAAACUGCAGCAUCAGUGGAUAAGGGCACAGAUAGUCAACCUGUUGAGCCUUUAGAAUCAAAGAGUAUUUCCAAGGAAGAGGAGAAAAGCAAGGAUACUACACCAGAUAAAAUAGGCGAAAGUAUAGAAGGUAAAGCUGAAAUAACGCCAACUGAAGCCAAAGUUCCAAAUUCACUCCACAUGGUGCCGAAUUCCUCUUCAGAUAUUGAUGUGUUGGAGACAAAACUCACUGAUAAAGAAGGACGAGAAGGGACAGCUGAAGUAGUAGAAGACCCACUGCCAGUUUUGAAUAGUGCAUUGCAAGACAAGCAAGUAACUGAAUCUCAAAAUCUGAAUCUGGAAUCUGAAGAUGCUGAGAAGAAGGAGACUUCUCCUAAUUUAGAAAGCCAGGAGAGUGGUCCUGAAGGCACAACAUCAACUGUAGUAGUAGACUUCCAAAGUGUAGGUCCAACAGUUCAGCCUGCCUCUGCACCAAUUGGUGACACUAAUGACCUUUCAGACUCUGUUCUUCCAUUGUCAGCUCCACCUAUAGCAAGCAUUAGUAGCCAAGAGUUUACGGCUGCAGCAUCAGAUGCUAACCUCGAUGCUGCUAUGCUGAGUAAAGCACAGCAAGCAGCAGCCUCUUCAGCUGGGCUGUCUUCAGUGGUUGGUUCAGGAGGACACAAGGAGUCCAUCUUUGUUCGUCUCAGUAACAAGAUCAAGGCUCUGGAGCAGAACCUGAAUAUGAGUACAUUGUACAUGGAACAACUAAAUCAGAGGUACCGAAAGUCACUUGAUGAAUUACAGAAGAGCACUGACAAGAAAGUUGCCCUGUUGACAAAUGCUACGAAGAAGGCAGAAGUUGUUAUCAAUAGUCAAAAAGAGCAAAUCACAAAAAUGCAGUCCAAACUAGACAAUCUGACCAGUGUGAUAGCAGAGAUGAAAGCACGCAUGGAUCCCCUCAACAAGGAGGUGAUGGAGAGGCAUGUCAUUGGACUGUGUAUUGAGAUUGUCUUGAUCCUGAUGCUGUUUGUGGUGUUUGUGAAGAGAAACAACAACCAUAAUAUUCCUGACACACCCAGGGGGUCAGGACACUAUAUGAAUGGUAAGGGCCCUCCUAGAUUGGCAAUUGAAGAUGGCCAUAAGGACAACGUCUUCAAGCCAACAGUUUCUCUAAGUGGAAGGGAGCAGCUCCUGUGCAGCUUUGGAAAGAAUUCUGAACCAGAUACUGUUGGAGCAAGCACUACUACAGAUGAUAACAAACUAAACAAGGUCAGAUACAUGUACAUGUAAAUAAACUGUUUGUGUGCAAGGCAUUCUUGAAUACAUAACUACAAAUUCUAAGAGCCAAAUAGUUUAGAGGUACCAAUUAUUAUUGACUUUGGUUUCUAUAGAUGCUUAUUCACCUCCAGCAUUUUUCAGGUUGCUGGUAGCCUUUUAUAUUGUGUGUAAUGCAUGCUGAAAGAUUAAAUUAACACAUUGACCCCAGCAAGGGCUCCAACCACCCAGUCAUCUUGAUUCACAUGCCAUCAUACUAACUAUUAGGACACUGGUUCCCCCACAAGCUUUUUAGCACUGUACUGUACAUAGACCUGUGGUUUAUUGAAUCGAGCCUAUAUGCAUUGGAUAACAAAACAUAAAACUCUCGAGAAUGAUCGGUCAAACUGACAG
Orbicella faveolata is the source of this 4566-nucleotide messenger RNA. RefSeq lists its product as uncharacterized. Gene Ontology annotation, cellular component: cytoplasm; membrane. The record is from RefSeq and is a predicted model, not a curated record. NCBI's taxonomy places the organism in Eukaryota, Metazoa, Cnidaria, Anthozoa, Scleractinia, Merulinidae. Gene Ontology annotation, biological process: protein folding in endoplasmic reticulum.